UAAAAGCGCACUUGCUGCAAGAUGUUCAAGGUCUUGAAGAAGGAGAUAAAGAUGUGGAUGAUCUUGACUCUGGAGCUUAUGGAUUUGUCUUCAAAGUGAGUGUUGCUGGCUUGCCUUGCAUGGCUAAGAAGCUACACCGAAUCCUGACCAACAAAGAAGUAUCUGCUGAUGAUCGAAAAUGUAUACAGGGGAAAUUUUACAAUGAGUGUGUCCUUUUGAGCAAGUUGUCCCACCCCAAUAUCGUACAUUUUGUGGGGGUGUGUUAUGGAAAAUCCAAGAGCGAUCUGAUGCUUGUUAUGGAGCGAUUGAAGAGUGAUCUUGCUACAUUCGUUGAAAAACGUAAAAACAUCCCGAUAUCAAUCAAGGUAUCUACUUUGCUUGACAUUUCUUACGGUCUACUGUACCUCCACAAUCAAACUCCACCUCUCAUACAUCGUGAUCUGACAGCACCGAAUAUUCUCCUGACUGAAGAUUGUCGAGCCAAAAUUGCUGAUUUGGGAGUAUCGAAGUUUCUCACUGACCCGCAUAUUAUCAAGCAAACAAUGGCCCCUGGAAAUUUAUCCUACAUGGCUCCAGAAACCAAAAUCAAGGAUCCUCAGUAUAAUACAAGUAUGGACAUUUUCUCAUUUGGACAUCUUGUACUCCACACCUCGAUUCAAAGUUGGCCAAAAAUUUUUCGAGUCACCAAUUUUCGCAAAGUGGAGCCUGGUAAAAUGGAGAUUGCUGAGAGAAAGUAUGUCCUUGAAGAACAAAUGAAGAAAAGUCACCCUCUCUACGAACUUGCUAUCAACUGUCUGCAAGAUGAGCCGAAGCUUCGACCCUCAACAGCUGACCUGAACAAGACUCUCAAUCAGCUCAGUACAAAGCACCCAAAGUCCCCAGGGGAUGUUGCAUCCAUCCUCGAAGAGGAGCUAGUUGAUCAAAAGGACAACAGGACAGAUGCUGAGAAACUUCGUGUUGAGCUGGAGGAGCUGACUAGAAAAGCUGAAAAAGAUGCUCUAACUCAUCGCCAAGAAGCGGAAUAUCUUCAAAGAGAGGCCAUAAACCUUCAAGCCCAGGUGGAGGACCUCACUCAGAGGCUAAACAAAAUAUCUGCAUCAAUUAAGGACCUCCAAGAAGUCAUUAAAAUUACUAAUGAGCAAGCUCCACCCUCUGCCGACGGUAUUCAAGCUGGUGAUGAAGGUGAUGGUGCCAAAAUACUGCAACAUAUUAGAGACAAAUACCUUGAAAAGGUUACAGAAAUUGCCGAUUUGAAACAAGAAAAUCGAACAGAAAAGGAUCAGAUGAAACAUCGAUUUGACAGAAAAAUGAGUGAGCUAACAGAUAAAGUCCACGAGAAAGAUUGCCAGUUGAAAGCACCACGAUGUAGCAACUGCUCCAGAGUUAGCCUUCCCCCUACUUCUAGUGUCGAUGAUGCUGAUGAAGAUGAGGAGUCCACAUCCAUUGCAGAAAUGAAAGCGGCUCUCAGAACAAAGGAUAAAGAAAUUCAGUCCCUUAGUAUUCAGUUACAAACGUUCCAACAAGUGGCGUCUCAGCGACAGCAGUUACAAGAACACAGUAAAAUACAGAACACUGUUGUGGUACAACUCAAGAAGGAGCUUGCGGCAGCUCAGGAGGAACUUCGAGUAGUCAGGGACAUGUCAGAAGUUGCAAGAAAAAUUAGAGAGCUCCAUCAGGCGAUAGUCAUGUGCAAUGAAGAGCUUAGAGACCUCAGGAAAGAGAAGACAGGGGUUGAAGAUGACUUGAAUCUUCUAAAGCUGGAGUUUGAGGCUGAGCAAACAAACCAUAAUUCUGUGAAGAGAGACCUUGCAAGGUCCCAAAGUAUUGUAUCAUCUCUUAAAGAUAAGUCAACUGUUCAAAUGGGAGCAGAAGAAGAUCCACAAGAGAUACAGCUACUCACGGCUGAAGUGAAUCUGUUUAAAAUUGAACUUAAAGAACAUGAGAAAAGAGUGGAGAGACUCAACAACAGAAUCACUGAGCUUGGUAAAGCGAAUCUAUCACUGAAGAGAAGAUUGAGAGAUUCCAAUGAAGAACGUGAUGUUUUGGCUCUACAAAGUGUCGAGUUGCGUGCUUCUAAACACAGCUACAAAGGACAGUUGGAGAAAGCAUUUCAGUACCAACAAGACUUUGAAGAAGAACGUGCUGCUCGAGAACAAACUUUUGGUACAAACGAUGCUCUGUCUGAUCAACUCAGAAAAUAUAUGGCAGAAGCUGAGACAGAGAAACGAGAAAAACAAGCUGUGAUAGCCAAACUACAAGAUGCUCGCCAGAGGCUGGAAGUGUCCCUCGCUGACUCAGCAAAGCUUCACGAUGAGGUCAUGGCAAAGACGGCUCAAGUGAAGCAGUACAAGAAACAGACGGACAGUUUCAAAGCCAAAGUGGAGGAGGCCAAUACUAAACUAUUGAAGACACAGCAGGAGCUGCAGCGACGCCUUGAGCUCAUUAAAACCAUGGAAGAGGACAAUCAGUAUCAGAUUGAGCAAGCCAAAGCAACUGCAGAGAGCGAUAAGCUUGCUGCUAGUACGGAUUUAAUCCAAUCUCAAAGACGAGUUGAAGCGUUUGAAAGAGAACUACAGGAACUUAGAUACGGUGGGGAAAUUCCCAAGGCUGUGAUGAUCGAGGUUGACAGACGAAUAGAGGUGGAACAAAAACUACUAGCAGCCGAAUCAAAAUGCAGUGAGCUAAUGGACAAAUGCAACACCUGCUACCAAGCCAUUGAGAAGCUGAAGGGAACACUCGCACAGCACUCGAUAGCAAUUCCUCUUUUCAGCAUUGACAAGAUCCCAGUGCUACCACAUCAGUCCAUCAACAGUCGACUGGAGUCCCCGCAACACCGACAACCAGUCUCUCCUGUUUAUAUGAGGGAGAGCCAACCUGAAAGUGGUCAACCUGAAAGUGGUCAAGAGCUAAAGAAUUCUCAUCAAGAAAUCCCUCCACUCACUGGAAGGGGUCAGUCAACCCUUACAGGUCAACCAGCUUUAAAAUUUCAACCAAUACCCCGACCACGAAAAAACUCUAAACCAAAGACACAACGGCCCAAACAAGUAGCGAAUGAACACACUUUGCUUCAAGGCAUAGACCAAGACAUCAAAGACGCUGCCAAGUUUCUUAUCCAUGAAGGGGAUGAGUUGGAAUCGAUGGCACCCGAUGCUCCGUUUGACCCGAACCUAAUCUGUCCUCUAUGUAGGCGUAACUUUAGAGUGGGGGAGAUUCAGAAGUAUAGGAAACAUGUGAACACUUGUAAUGGACAGUAGACAAAUUAAUAUGUCCAGUAGACUAGAACUAUAUAUAAUGUGCCUUCAUUAUUGUGUGACUGUUAUUAUUGUGAAAUCCAUAAUUAUGUUCAAAUGA
Halichondria panicea is the source of this 3351-nucleotide messenger RNA. Its product is annotated as titin homolog. Gene Ontology annotation, biological process: protein phosphorylation. Bases 120 to 3254 code for a protein of 1044 amino acids. The transcript has 11 exons. The record is from RefSeq and is a predicted model, not a curated record. Gene Ontology annotation, molecular function: ATP binding; protein serine/threonine kinase activity. Lineage: Eukaryota; Metazoa; Porifera; Demospongiae; Suberitida; Halichondriidae.